Arabidopsis lyrata subsp. lyrata is the source of this 443-nucleotide messenger RNA. RefSeq lists its product as uncharacterized. NCBI's taxonomy places the organism in Eukaryota, Viridiplantae, Streptophyta, Magnoliopsida, Brassicales, Brassicaceae. The transcript is spliced from 2 exons. The record is from RefSeq and is a predicted model, not a curated record. Bases 106 to 285 code for a protein of 59 amino acids.
CUAUUUCACCAUGCCCAAGGCCAUUGCAAUGCCAUUCUGUUUGACCUUCUUAAGUUUUUCAUAAUCCAAACCAUUUCUAAAACUAAACAACUCAAGAAUCAGAAGAUGAUGGGGAUAGUGAGCAUUCAAACGGCGAUGGAUCUUAUCGUCGCCGGUUUCUCUCUAAUCAUCGGAUUUGGAUUCUUUGCCCUCAUUGCCUCUGUCCUCUGCUCCGUCGCUUUCUUCCACCAUGUCAAAGCCGCUACUCCCAUCUCCACCGCUUUAACUUCUCGCCGCCGGAGAUAAAUUCGGAACGUUAACUUUGUUUUUCAGCACAUCGAGAGAAGAUGAGAAACUCUCACAAAGGCUUUUCUAGUUCAACUUGUAUAAUGUGUAUUGUGAAAUAAUUGUAAUCUAGAAUUAAUACAAAUAAAGUUACACGUUAUGUACUGAUGUGUAACAUU